AUGGUACAAUGGAGCGCGGAAAUUGGAUACAAGUCUGCCGACUUCGACGUGUUGAAUGCGAUCCACAUUGCUGGGUCCAAAGGCAAAGGUUCUACCGCGGCUUUCGUUUUCUCGAUAUUAUCAGAGUAUUUAACCGAUGAGCGUGUUUCUGGAGACCAGGAGUCUGGUCUCAUGAGCAAGAUUGGUCUCUAUACUUCGCCACACCUUCGCAGCGUGCGGGAACGAAUUCGAAUCCGCGGUUCACAGGCCACAGACUUCACGGAUACCCCCCUUGACGAAAGAAUAUUUGCCCACUACCUGUCGGAUCUAUGGGUUCGAUUAGGCAUGGAUGAUCGACCAGUAUCCCAGAGUCCACCCUUUGCGAAAUUCCUCACACUGAUGGGCCUCCAUACCUUCCUCCAGGAGAAAGUCGACACAGCGGUGAUAGAGGUCUGCAUCGGUGGACGCUAUGACUCGACCAAUAUUCUCCGCCAUCCCAGUGUCUGCGCCAUCAGUAGUUUAGGACUUGAACAUACUGACAUUUUGGGCCCUACCAUUGAGGAGAUUGCAUGGGCCAAGGGAGGCAUUAUGAAAAAAGGGACACCUGUGUUCACCACGGCGCAAGAACCCGGAGCCAUGGCCGUCCUGGAGGAUCUAGCACGGAAGGAGGGUGUCGACCUACAGGUCGUCACAGUCCAUCCGGAUCUUAAGCACAUUGAACUUGGCCUUGCCGGAUGCUUCCAGCGGACCAAUGCUAGUCUGGCGCUCGCCGUCGCCGCUCAACACCUUUCUCGCAUGGGCUACAAAGACAUUCCAGACACGAAGACAUUGAUGCAGUCUCCGUUGCUCGAAAAGUUCCGCCGGGGCCUGGAAAAUGCACAAUGGCCGGGACGAUGUGAGACGCGCUACUGUAACGGCGCCCGUUGGCUGCUCGAUGGAGCUCAUACCAUGGAAAGUAUUGAGGUUCUGGGGCCUUGGGUGGCCACGAAUAUGGGAGCGCAGCAACAGGCCCGGCGUGUCCUAAUCUUUAAUCAACAAACCAAGGAUGCUGCCGCGCUUCUUCGACAUCUUCGAAAGACCAUGGAACUAGCGGCAUCUCCAUGGCUCAACGGCGCAGAGCCAAUGUUCCACCAGGUGAUAUUCUGCUCGAAUCUCUUAUGGGAACGAAAUGAAGUUCCCGAUAUUGAAAGAGUCUCUAUGACCUAUUCCGGAAGCUCGGUGGAUGAUCUUAAGUUGCAGCAUCAAUUAGCAGCGUGUUGGACUGAGAUCAGCGGGGGAGAUUCCGCAGUGACCGUGGUGCGAACGGUAGAAGAGGCUGUUCGUCACGCAGCGAAUGACCAUGGGCAAACCAUUUGUCAAGAUGAAGAACACAUCAACUCGAUAGUGUUAAUCACUGGAAGUCUCCAUCUAGUGGGAAGCGCCAUGGAAGUUUUGGAUACCAAUAUUGCAUAA
Messenger RNA from Penicillium soppii, 1431 nucleotides. Its product is annotated as bifunctional folylpolyglutamate synthase/dihydrofolate synthase. Lineage: Eukaryota; Fungi; Ascomycota; Eurotiomycetes; Eurotiales; Aspergillaceae. The transcript has 2 exons. The record is from RefSeq and is a predicted model, not a curated record. Gene Ontology annotation, cellular component: cytosol; mitochondrion; cytoplasm. The coding region runs from base 1 to 1431 and encodes 476 amino acids. Gene Ontology annotation, biological process: tetrahydrofolylpolyglutamate biosynthetic process. Gene Ontology annotation, molecular function: tetrahydrofolylpolyglutamate synthase activity; ATP binding.